UCUUGUCUCAUUAAUAUAUAUAUAUAUAUGGACGUCAGCGUUCUACCCCCGCCCUCGUUGAACUUGCUGUGUAGUUUUAACAGGCAUUAAGUUCAGUCGUGGACAGAUAGUGCACCAACCCACAUGACUGGCGUGUAGGUAGAGACUUUUCGCUGCGUAGAAGUGGCUAAAAAAAAAAGGAAUGUAACGAUACGAACUACCUAACUAGAAGAACUUGAGCAGACGGACAUACAAAGGGACGCAUUUUUUUUCUCUGUGUUGCAAAGCUGUGGCUUGUUGGAGAAAGUCUUGUGCUCUGCUUGGUGUAUGUUCAAAUCGGAGGAGUGCAUUGUUGCGGUGAAUCGGCCAGACACGGUCUAGUUUCCAAGCAGAGCGACCCGAGAGGCAAAGGCAACACCAGAGGCAUGAUUUUGAGACGGGGCUCGGUUGUUGGCGUUGCUGAUUUUUGCUUACAUGCCUUAUUGUUGUGCUUUUGUGCAAAGGUGGCCGAGGGAACGGGUCAGUUCGAGUUGGAAAUCUUAUCGAUGAACAACCUGAACGGCGAGCUUCUUAACGGGCUGUGUUGCGACGGCUCACGGAACGCCGGGGAUCGGAAAUGCAGGAUGGAUGAGUGUGAUACGUAUUUUAAAGUGUGUUUGAAGGAAUACCAGUCGCGGGUCUCGGCUGCGGGACCUUGCAGCUUCGGGUCCGGUUCUACCCCUGUCCUUGGAGGGAAUACAUUUUCUUUGAAGAACUUGGCGAGGAACGAAAGAUCCAAGAUCGUUUUGCCGUUCAGUUUCGCCUGGCCGAGGUCCUACACGUUGAUAGUGGAAGCCUUGGACGCCAAUAACGACACCAGUGGUGGCGAUGGUCAAAUGAUCGAGAAGGCGUCCCACAGUGGGAUGAUCAACCCCAGUCACCAGUGGCAGAAGCUCAGCCACAACGGUCCUAUUGGUCAGUUUGACUAUCAGAUCCGGGUCAGCUGUGACGACCACUACUAUGGCUUCGGAUGCAACAAGUUCUGCCGGCCCCGAGACGAGUUCUUCGGACACUACACCUGCGACUACAACGGGAAUAAGACCUGUCUGGAGGGCUGGUCUGGACUAGAAUGUAACACACCCAUCUGCCGGCAGGGCUGCAGUACAGAACAUGGACACUGUAAAGAGCCAGGUGGCUGCAAGUGUCUGUAUGGCUGGCAGGGGCAGUACUGUGAUCAGUGUAUUCCUCACCCUGGCUGUGUCCAUGGGACCUGUGUUGAACCAUGGCAGUGUCUGUGCGAUACCAACUGGGGAGGACAUCUCUGUGACAAAGAUCUGAACUUCUGUGGGACCAAACAGCCCUGUCUGAAUGGAGGAACCUGCAGCAACACAGGACCUGACAAAUACCAGUGCUCCUGUGCUGAGGGCUACUCUGGGGUCAGCUGUGAGAGGGCAGAGCAUGCAUGUCUGUCCAACCCCUGUUCUAACGGAGGGAGCUGCGUUGAGACCAGUCUGGGUUAUGAGUGCGUCUGUGCCCCUGGCUGGAGCGGACCCUUCUGUAGCAUCAACGUUGAUGAGUGCUCUCCUAACCCCUGUAACCAUGGCGGGACCUGUCAGGAUCUGGUGAAUGGUUAUAAGUGUCACUGUCCACCUCAGUGGACCGGCAAGACCUGCCUCAUCGAUGCCAACGAAUGCGACAGCAAGCCCUGUGUCAACGCCAACUCUUGCCGCAACCUGAUUGGUGGAUACUUCUGCGAGUGCGUUCCUGGUUGGACGGGCCAGAAAUGUGACAUCAAUAUCAAUGACUGCAAGGACCAAUGUCAGCACGGAGGAACCUGCAGGGACUUGGUGAAUGGGUACCGCUGUGUGUGUCCGGCGGGCUACUCUGGAGACCACUGUGAGAGAGAUGUGGAUGAGUGUGCCGGCUCUCCCUGUCUGAACAGUGGGCGAUGCCAAGACCAGGUUAACGGAUUCACCUGCCUCUGUAUGGUAGGAUUCUCGGGACAACUCUGUCAGUUGGACAUAGACUACUGCCUCCCCAACCCGUGUCAGAAUGGUGCUUCAUGUUUCAACCUGGCUACAGACUACUACUGUGCCUGUUCAGAUGACUACGAAGGAAAAAACUGCUCUCACCUCAAAGACCACUGUCACACCACCACGUGUAAAGUGAUUGACAGCUGCACGGUUGCCGUGGGGUCCAACAGCACCCCUGGAGGGGAGCGGUUCAUCUCCUCUAACGUGUGUGGCCCUCACGGCCGCUGUCGGAGCCAGGCUGGAGGACAGUUCAGCUGUGACUGUCAGGAGGGGUUCAGAGGCACAUACUGCCACGAGAAUAUUAAUGAUUGUGAGAGUAACCCGUGUGAUAAUGGAGGAACCUGUAUUGAUAAAGUCAGUGUAUACCAGUGUAUCUGUGGAGAUGGAUGGGAGGGGGAUCACUGUGAGACCAAUAUUGAUGACUGCAGCACUAGUCCCUGUCAUAAUGGAGGAACAUGUCGAGACCUGGUGACUGAUUUCUACUGUGAGUGUAAGAACGGCUGGAAGGGGAAGACUUGCCACUCCCGUGAGAGCCAGUGUGAUGAGGCUACCUGUAACAACGGAGGAACAUGCCAUGACGAGGGAGACACCUUCCAGUGCAAAUGCUCUCCUGGAUGGGAGGGGGCUACCUGUAAUAUAGAUAAGAACAGCAGCUGUCUUCCUAACCCCUGUGAGUACGGGGGGACCUGUGUGACCAGCGGGGACUCCUUCACCUGCGUCUGCAAGGAGGGCUGGGAGGGAGACACCUGUAAACAGAAUACCAACGACUGCAACCCACACCCAUGUUAUAACAGUGGGACGUGUGUGGAUGGUGAUAACUGGUAUCGAUGUGAAUGCGCUCCAGGCUUCGCUGGGCCAGACUGCAGGAUCAAUAUCAAUGAGUGCCAGUCUUCUCCCUGUUUCUCCGGUGCUAGCUGUAUUGAUGAGAUCAAUGGCUACCGCUGCCUGUGUCCCCAAGACAGAGCUGGACCACGUUGUCAGGAAGUGACACAGAGACCGUGCUCAGUGAGCGGUCGCCCGACCCCUGAAGGAGCGAAGUGGGAGGAGGACUGUAACACCUGCCAGUGUUUUAAUGGGAAGGUGGUGUGUACCAGGAUGUGGUGUGGUCCUAAGUCGUGCCGGGUCAGCGGUGGGGUCAAAGGUCGAGGCAGCGGAGGGGGCGGGGCCGGGUGUCUGUCUGGUCAGAGCUGUGUACCAAUCAGGGAGGAGCAGUGUUUUGUCCGGCCGUGUCAGAAUCUUGGGGAGUGCUACCCUUCAUCCCCACCACAACCAACCACCAAAUGCCACCCCAGCUCUGGUUACCACGACAACAGCUGUGCCAACAUCACGCUCACGUUCACCAAAGAGACCAUGCCCAGGGGUCUGAGUAUCGAGGCAGUGUGUAAGCAGCUGAGACUGUACGUGGUGAAGAAUGUGUCCUCUGAGUAUUCUGUUUCCAUAACCUGUGACCCUUCAACCUCCGCUAGCAACGAGAUCCAUCUCAGCAUUUACACAGAGGACCCGCGGAUGGACAGAUCACCUAUAAAGGAGAUAACAGAUAGUAUCGUUGAUCUGGUGUCUAAACACAAUGGCAAUAACAGCAUCAUCACCGCCAUCGCCGAGGUCUGUGUGCAGCAGAGGCCCAGCGCCAGCCAGACAGACUACCUUGUGCCCCUGCUGUCCUCUGUCUUCAUUCUCUUCUGGAUCCUGGCGUUCGUCUCAGUUUUCCUGUACUGCGUGCGUCGCCGUCGGAAACAUGGCAAUCACCAUGGAAACGGAGCCUUGUCGUCCGCGGCGACGGAUGACAACACAACCAACAACGUGCGUGAGCAGCUCAACCAGAUCAAGAACCCCAUCAACGAGAAACACGCUGGAGGCGGCGGCGGCCAUCUCACAACAUCGGUGGCCAUCAAGGACUACGAGGAUAAGAACUCGAUUAUCGCCAAGGUACGAACACACCACCGCCCCCUAGAGGGGGAGGAGGACAACGACGAAGAGAGACAGAUGGGGAAUAAAGGAAGCUUCUCAGUUACAACCAAACAGCCUGCCUACACACUGGUGGAGCGGGAGGACCGGGGGACCACGCUGCAGCCCAGCUCCAAGCACCCUAACUGGACUAAUAAACAGGACAACAGGGUCCUGGAGACGGCACACAGCAUCAACAGGAUGGACUACAUCGUAUAGUAGGAAGUGACAUAUAGGAGGCAGGAAGUAAAACGCUGUGUAAAGAAUUCCCCUUCCUGGACGUUAUGGUCAUUCCGGCAACGUGGUCCUUCUGACACGCCGUGUUGACACUGUGUUGCCGUGCAACCAAGCCCUUUUGAUCUUGGUGAAGAGAGGACCAGGGGGGAGUGUUCUGGGAUUUGUAGUUUUGUAGUUCCUAAACUGUUGCGUCAUUAUUCUGUGACUACAAGGUUUGUUGCUUGGAUAUAAUGGAUCCCCGGGUACGUCAGAUGUGGCACCCUGUUCCCUAUUUAGUGCACUACUUUUGACCAGAGCCCUAUGGACCCUGUGUACGAUCUAGGGAAUAGGGUGCUGUUUCGGACGUAGCCCCUGACUGUGUUAAUUUAACACUAGCAAGGCUACACUGGCAGAGAAGGUUGCUUUGGUUGGCAGGAGAAAGUGGUGUUGCGUUUUCACAUUUCAAAACACAACACUUAUUCCCUAUUUAGUACACUACUUUUGAUCAGAGCCCUGUGUACGGAAUAGGGCGCCAUUUGAGACGCACUUAGUUUCAUGUAUUUGUGCUCUCUCUUCUCUAGUUUAGUUAUUAGCGUUUUCAGCUUGUCAUGAAAUGAAACCAAAAUAAAUACAACUUUAGAAUUAUUUAUUCUUUGGGGUGGGCGGGGUCGAUGUCGAUGUCAGCAGUUGCUGGCAAUAUGAAGAAUUUGUGUCGAUUUAGAAUGUGUAGAUAUGUACAUUUAUUUUUUAUUUUUUAUUAAUCAUUGUGUAUAUUUGAUUUAUUAACUUAAAUAAUAAUCAAGAGCCUUAAGAUAUCAUUCCUUUUUAUUUAUAUGUUCUGUCUCUAGAUUUAAGGUUCUGAUAGCUUCGUAAGCUUAGUUUCUUUUUUGAUAAUGUCAUUUGUUUUUAUUAUUUCACAAAAUGCAAAAAAAAAAAAAAAAAAGAAUUGAAAUAUUGUUUUCGUUUUUUUAUGAUUUCAUUUUUUUUUAUGAUUCUACAGCAUCCAUUGUUGCUGCUAGGGGGAAGAAGAAAUAAAAACGAAUACAAAAUAAAUAGUUGCUUUGGGUUGUAAACGAUUCAGAGAUUGAGUGUAGUGGCAGGCGUUUUGCUUGUCACUACUAAUUGAACAAAAAAGCCUUUAGCAGCAUCUAAAGUCACUCAUGAUCACGUAUUUCAGUCACAUACUUGUUUUUCAGUUUUCUGAGUAUAUCUGCCAACUUCUGGCAAAUCACACAAUCUAUCACACAUACAGUCACAGCUGGACCAAGGACGGGUCCCUAAUGGCACCCUAUUUCCUAUGGGGCCCUGGUCAAUAGUAGUGCACUAUAAAGGGAAUAGGGUGUUAUUUGGGAUGUAGUCUUAGAAUACUUGAAUGGUAGAGGGGUCAACAGCCAGAUCUGUUUGUGCUGUCAUGCCAACUCCAUUGCAUGCAUGUUGCCCGACAAUGCAAUGGAUUUGGCAAGAUGGCACAAACCGAUCAGGGCCUGUAUUCAUAAAUUGUUUCAGAAUACGAGAGCUGAUCUAGGUCCUCCCUGAUCAUUUAAAAAUGUUAUUCAUUAUGUUGUUAUCUUAAGUUAAAACAGAUCCUAGAUCAGCACUUCUCCUCUGAGACUCUUUGUGAUUGGGGGCCCCGGGACUCUGUCGAAUCAGAUCGGAUCCACGCCACCUUCCUUAUCUCUGAGGGGUAAUGCUACGAAGCAGCAUCAAUGAGUUAGCCAGCUGACUUUAAUAAACAACCAGAAAUAACUUUUGAUUUUAGUGUUCAUUAAAGUAACUGUCCAUAUUCUGUUAACUUAUACCCAGAUAAUGUUGUUGACUCGUCCUAUCCUGGUAUUUGUGUCCAUAAAUUGGAGAGGAAAAAAAAAAAACCUCAAACGGACCGUUUAAAAAAAUGCUUGCUAUUUCCUCAUAGAACAUGUCAUGUUGGCUCAUUAGCUGAGCUGGCCAAUCAGUGGUCUACUCACAUGAAUAUAUUUUUUGCCCAUUAUAUACCCACACCAUUAAAAACAUGGAAAAGCUGCUUUUUAACAUACUUUAAUUAUUUAUUUUUUUUGGAAGGAAAACCAUUUCACUCAUUGUAAUUCAUUAUAGGUAAUAUUGAUACAAAUCUGGGAACAGUGGACAGUUCCUAUAA
This is a messenger RNA of Coregonus clupeaformis (lake whitefish), 6285 nucleotides long. RefSeq names its product protein jagged-1b. NCBI's taxonomy places the organism in Eukaryota, Metazoa, Chordata, Actinopteri, Salmoniformes, Salmonidae. The coding region runs from base 405 to 4154 and encodes 1249 amino acids. Gene Ontology annotation, molecular function: Notch binding; calcium ion binding. Gene Ontology annotation, cellular component: plasma membrane; protein-containing complex. Gene Ontology annotation, biological process: establishment or maintenance of epithelial cell apical/basal polarity; heterophilic cell-cell adhesion; cell communication. The transcript is spliced from 26 exons. The record is from RefSeq and is a predicted model, not a curated record.